Messenger RNA from Mizuhopecten yessoensis (Yesso scallop), 6061 nucleotides. RefSeq names its product von Willebrand factor A domain-containing protein 3A-like. The record is from RefSeq and is a predicted model, not a curated record. NCBI's taxonomy places the organism in Eukaryota, Metazoa, Mollusca, Bivalvia, Pectinida, Pectinidae. The transcript has 32 exons. The coding region runs from base 56 to 3799 and encodes 1247 amino acids.
AACACGAAAACAACAAUGGCCGCAGCUCUUGACACACUGUUAUAGCGACGACAAAAUGGAAGGUAUUUUUGGGAGAAGAAGAAACCCCUACAUCGAUCCCGUGAUCGAGGAAUCAGAGGAGGAAAAUUUUAAAGAAAAAGAUGAAAAAGAAGUGAUUUCUGAUGCUGAUCAGGAACUUGGAAUUAUCAAUGAUGAUGAUGAAGAAGAAGAGGACGAGUAUGAUGAGGAUAUUGAUGAACUUCUUGGAGAAGAUCAAGAUUCCAGAGGUGUUAUUCCCUGGCAAUCUGUUGUGGUGAAAAAUGCAAGACCCCCACACCCAUUGACUGUCACUCAUGUCAACCAGACCAUCGACUUAAUGAGCCUCAAACAUGCUGAGUCUGUUACUGCCUCUGAGCUACAAACAUCAGAGGAAUGGCUAAAGUUCCACAGCCUUGAGUAUCUUCAACUCACACUCAAGGACCUGGUGGACAAGGGCAAAGUUGGAAAUUUACAGCCAGACCAUAGGACAGGGAAACCAUCACAGCACAUACAGUUUGAGGCUUACAAUGUCAACGAGUUUGAAUAUCGACUGAACACUUCCAUAGAGAUGUACACCAAAAGGAUCAAGUGGCUCCUACAGGGUAGUAAACGGGUGUUUGGUAACAUCAGAGGCAAGCGUGUUGCUGUUCUAGUGGACAACUCUGAUGCCAAUGCUGGUUUUGGGAGACUUACAACUUUUCAGGAAUCUCUGAUUCACAUGUUAGAUGAGCAGUUUUCCACAAGGACGGCGAUUUACCUGAUGUCGUUUGGGACAGAUAUUGAUCCUCUUUGGCCGGUCUCUCGUGAUGUGAAUUGUAGGAUCAUAGAGGAGGCCAAGGAGUGGGUAAUGAGAAUGAAGGCGUCGGGUGGCUGUAACCUCCUGAAGGCCAUGAAACACGUGAUGAAGAUCCAGGACAUAGACUCUGUAGUCAUCAUCCUUGGCAGUGUGCCUGACCAGACCUCGGAGAUACUCUGUGACUACAUUCACCAGAUGGGUGUUGGAGAGGAGAGGCCACUUCAAACUGUGGCAUAUGACUGCAGUAACCACCUCACCAAUAUUACCCUGAGGCACUUGUCGGAUGCAUCAGGAGGGAGUUACCAUUGCUACACCGCCACCUGUGAGGAGCAGAUAUACACAGGUACAGAAAUCAGUGUCAUACUGAAAGAGAUUCAGAAGUGCCAGGACGUUAUUAACAAGAUCAAAGAGAUGCGCAAUGGAAUGAUGGGCAGUGCACUCAUCAGCAUCAUGAAUGAGAUCACCACGGAGGUAGCCAAGCUGCCCCAGUCCCGUUUCCUACCCCGUCCACCAGGUCAUGACCUUCCACUACGCAUAGAAAUGCCAAAAUUCCAGCCCAGGACUUCUAUAAAUUGGAUCCAGCAGCAUGGUCUUAAAGCCAAACGUCUAGACUUGUACCAGGUACUGGCUCCUAAUGCAUACUCCUACAAAGAGGAGUUCAUCCCUGUCAUCAAAAAGGCUGUCCAGUCCCAGGUCCAUGAGAAAGCCAUGGUACAGUUCCAGUGGCACGAUGGGUCCAUGAAGAACAUCCAUGUGGACAUGACCCACCUGUUUGAGUACCAGAAACAACUCAAUGAGGUAGUCAGUCUGUACGAACGCCGCAUCAACUGGCUAGCCUGUGGCAGCAGGAGGCUAUUCGGAUCAGUUACUGAGAAAAAUGUUGUGAUCCUAGUUGACAUGUCUGUGUCCAAUGUUAACUACUUGGUCCACAUCCAGCACUCUCUGAGGAUAAUGUUGGAGCAGCAACUUGCCAACAAAAACUUCUUUAACAUUGUCGCGUUUGGUAGUAAGGCAGUAGGGUGGCGUCCCAUCAUGAUGAAACCAACUACUGAGAAUCUGCAGGAUGCUUGGAGAUGGGUACUGGACCUACAAUGUGGAGGCAGCAGGAACUUCAUGUCUGCCUUCAAACUGGCCAUUGAGAAUGAGCAGGAGGCCAGUCACCACAUAGAACCAGAGGGAAUAUACCUGUUUACCAGUGGCGUGCCCGAUCAAACCCUGGAUGUGGCUUCAGCAUUCAUUGAACAGGCAACAUCGGGCAAAAAUGUCAAACUGCAUGUGGUCCUGUUCAAUGUAGAUGAUUACAAUUCAAAUGGAGCCAUUCCAAGUCGCUACGCCAACAUCACCAGGACAUCGGAGGUUCUAAGAAACAUGGCACACUGCACCAACGGGAGGUUCCAUUGGUUCAGAGAAACAGGAAUCAUUGAGAGUGAUGACAUCCAACACAUUACAGCUGAGAUAGACAAAUCACUCAACUUCUCCAGGAAGGUCCAGAUGUUGGUGGAGUCAGUCAAACAGAAGUACAGAGACAGAUAUCACCAUCAAUACCUAGACCAGAUAAAAGCAUUACCUGCCCCUGAGUUCUCCCAUCUGAAAGCCCGUAGCCUGCCUGCUCCAAGGCUGCCUAUCGAGAGUGUCAAACCGAGGAGUGCCCGUACUGAUUAUGAAACAGAGACAAUGACAUCGCUACGUCUGCGGCGACCGACAAGUGCUACUACAACCCGGGAGGCUACAACACGGACAUCAACACGAGAGCGACCUAUCUCAGCCAAGGACCCUAUGGCUCGGGUCAAAACCAAGAAAGUAGUAACUUCAAGUUUUUUUCUGGACGGCAAAGGCCAGACUGGUGAUGGAACAGGUACAGUGUUUAGGAAGUACCCGGCCACGAAGUCCGUGAGGAGAGGGGUGGUGGAUGUCACUAUCCCAGACCAUGAGGACGUCCAGACAUCCAAAGAGUGGCUGAGGCUGUACAGCUUGUCAAAGCUCAAACUCGACCUCAAUCGGAUGGUGUCUGGCCCUGACUGUAAACACAAGGAGAACAGUGUGAAAAGUCUCCACAAAAACGUCUCUGCAAAGUAUUGUGACAUCUUCCCCACGGUGAACGUUAAAGGCACAAUGAAACACCUGCAGUUACUUCCUCAUGAGCUGAAGGACUAUGAAGCACAGACAGAGAAAGUCUUGCGACGCUAUCUUAAACGUCUGCAAUGGCUGCUCAGUGGGAGUCGACGGGUGUUUGGGACAUUGAUCCACAAAAAAUGUGUGAUUCUAAUUGACACGUCUGGGUCAAUGGACCCCUACAUGACUGAGCUGAAGAAGGAAGUGGCCGCCCUGAUCUGGGAUCAGCUGUAUAGACUGGGAGCCAGGUUCAACCUGAUGAGGUUUUCAGGGGAAUGUGAGGUCUGGAGCAGUAGUAUACAGCAUGCAACACAAGAGAACUGUCACAGGGCUGUCAACUGGACAUCCAAACUGACCGCUGGCGGUAACACCUGUACAUUAGAGGCUCUCAGGCUAGCAUUCCAGGACCCCGAGAUUGAGGCUAUCUACAUGUUGACUGAUGGUAAACCUGACUCCAGUACCACGCUGGUGUUACGGGAGGUGGGAGAGAUGAACAUGAACAGAAACGUACAAAUCAACACCAUCUCCUUCAACUGUACAGACAGCACGGCUAAUAAUUUCUUGCGAAUGUUGAGCAAGGAGACAGGUGGUCGGUUCCAUAAGAUUCAGAGUGACUUUGAUGCCCAGCUGUUUGCCCAUAAACUUUUAACAGAGGGCUUCAGCGACACUGAGUACCCCCACCUUCCCGAGUUUGAGGGAGAUGAUCUACGCAGACUUGGAGCAGAAAUAGCUACGGCGCGACGCUUCCUUGCACAAUCUAGGCAAUACAGAGCACUUUACCAGUCAAAAGUAGCACAAACUGAUAAGACAGCGAAUAAUAAGCCAACAGUGACGCCAUUUGUCGUUGGAAAACCCAGAACAGCCGCCCGGUAAUCCUUGGCUAUAGACUGUGUAUUACAGUGUGUUGAUGAGAAUCCGUCCUUGUCCAGUUGAUAACGACAGACAUUUCCGGAGGCUGCAGGGAUGUUAACGUCCUCAUGUCAACUCCCAGAUCAGCUGUGAAUACAUAACCUGUCAAAACUAGUCAUUGGUGACACCUGAAUAUCAAUCUACCUAGUUCUGUGAGCUCGUAUAUACAAAAGACUUAAUAGAUUAAUCCUGUGUGAACAGGUUUUUUAGUGGAAAUAACAGAAUUAUGUACACUUGCAACAUAUAUGUAUAUCCAGAGAUAAACAUUCGAGCUUUUAGUAGUAGUGUAUGCUGUUGUUCUAAGUAGUCCAUCCACACAGACAUGUAUGUCUAACUUUGUAAAUCGCCUGUUGUGCAGUAUUCCCUGGAUCUCCUCACUGAAGGAUUGAAUUUUCAGUAUUAGGAUAUUUAUUACAUUUUUUUGAAUUCUAAUAGUAUAGCUACGUAAGUGUUGAGGAGCUCUCAUCCUUUUUGUGAUGCUUAUAGCUGGUAAUGGGGUUAUUUUAGUCUGCUAUACGUGUAGCAUUAUACAUCACAACAGAUCUAGAUACCCGGUAGUACCAUACAUUGUUACAAGUAUUAAGGAAUAUUUGAAAUGUGUAGAUAAAUAUUGCUGCAGCUGCUAUAAUCAUGGUUUAUAUAAAUGGCAUUAAGAAAAGGAAUCUUACUACAGUGUUAAAACCUCAUUUCGUUAAUUUCGAAGACUGUUUUUGGUCACAGGGCAAGAUAUAUUCCUAAGGGUUUUACUGUGUUUACUAAUUUACUGAUUACUAAUUAAUAAAAAGUAAUUAAUUUCAGAUAAUGUUACAACCCUCAAAUUGUGUCUUGCCCUGAGGUUUUUCCACCAAUGUGGUUCGGAAUGGUUUAGCCAGCAGCUGUUACAUAUUAACUUUAUUCUGGAGUAAAUCCUUGAAACCUGAGCCCAGGGAAAAUGUUGUAGCUGUCCUUUCCUUGUUUGAAUCCGUCCUGAAUAACUUGUCCCUACGCCUUACCCAUAAUUAAGAUAACUAUGCUAGUUUACACACACACACACACACACACACACACACAUACAUGUAUAUGUUUAUAUAUCAGAUCUGGGUGUGAGUUAUUCUCCAUUAAACAGGUUAUUUUUCAACAAAGCCUGCUUCGGGUCAAACAAAAAGGAGAAUGUAAACUUUACAACAUUGAUACAUUGAACUUGACAUUUACAUUUCUUAUACGCUUUUAUAACCUAUUUGGUGAAAAAGUUUAUCAUUUUUCCUUAUUCCAUGUACAUGACAACUGGUGUAUAUAUGUAUAUGGACUGUUGAUAUAUGCUGGUACGUAUAAUUGUUAUAGUUCUGCCUACUACUACAUGUAACAUUUCAAUGAUUGUACUUUUUUGUACAGAACAUUCCUUUGCAAUGUACAUAUCCGUAUAUACAUGUAUAUAUGAUACACAUUAUACCCUGUAACUCCUCAGAUUGUCUGUGAUAUGUUUUUUGAAUUUUACAGUGACAAGUCAUUUGCAUAAAAAUAAUAAUCUAUAACGUUGUAGAUGUAGUUUUGAAAGGUUGUUUGAUUUCAAAUAAAUGUGAAAAUCAAAACUCGAAAUCCCCCCCCCCUGCAUUCAUAAAAUAUUGUGUCAAGGUAUUUUCAAUAGGAUAUAUUUAAUUUGCUCCUUUCAAAGUAUCACACCUGGUCACUCUUGUGGCACCUUUUGUUGUAUUCCAGAUUUGGAAGCAACGUAUUACUUCAAGCCUUUUCAAUAAAUCAAAAAUUAAAUUUCAGAAACGAUACCAUUUCCUUUCAUUGAACUUUUCCAAAAUUUCAUGUUGUUAAACGAAUCAAAUGGUUAGGCUUUGAAAAGUGCUAACAUGAAGACUACAAGACAAGUGGAAUAAGUGUGGAAAGGUUCUCACAUAUGGAGCAAAAGAUCAGUUUUAAUGGUUUUGGGAUAAAUCUUUUAUACAAAUUUUAUCAUUUACAUUGUACAUAAUUCAUCGAGAUAAUAUUCUAAUAUCAAUUUAUAUAAUAAAUGUUUUUUAAAUAUAUUUAGCUUCAAAAGGAUUUUAUAGUCGUAUUUUUUGUUUUUGAUAGACCUACAUUUUCUAGAAAAUAAAGUUCCAUGGUUCCAUUGACAAUAUGCAGGGUAUGUACUGGUACUUAAGCCUGCAUGAUUGUAUGUCUCAUGUUAAUGUGGAGAUCUUAUUACUUCUACAUUCCUUAUUAAAAGAAAUAAAGACCAAUUACAGUACAGUAACA